This is a messenger RNA of Toxoplasma gondii ME49, 441 nucleotides long. RefSeq lists its product as hypothetical. The transcript has 2 exons. The coding region runs from base 166 to 441 and encodes 91 amino acids. The record is from RefSeq and is a predicted model, not a curated record. Lineage: Eukaryota; Apicomplexa; Conoidasida; Eucoccidiorida; Sarcocystidae.
UGUCCAGCCGCGCACAUGCAGCUGCGGAACACCGGGUCUCGAGGACGAGGUUCGAUGAUGUAGUCCUAGCAAUCGCUUGCCCGAUGCCCUGUUUCUCUGCUACCACGUGCCUGUGGUUGCAAGAACUGGAAAUUUCUGGAAGAAAAGCUGGCAUGUGCCUGGAUCAUGAAGGACUUUAAAACGCAGAAAAGACGCGUUUCUCAAUUUGUUUCGUCGGGGGUACCGUGUGGCUCUCUCAAACCUUCAAGUCUUAGCAUCACGUCGUCUGCUCGAAGAAAAAGCUCGACGCCGUUGACGCGCUACGCUUUCACGGAACCGUUCUGUUCGUCUCUUCUCGGCUCUCGGCAUUUGUUCUGGGAGCUCAGGGACUCCAGCACUCUUAAGAAGACUCAGCUUCUCGGUAUCCUCCCUUUUUGCCAUAGCCCUCUGUUCCAAAACUGA